Molecule: messenger RNA, 1061 nt
Organism: Pseudocercospora fijiensis CIRAD86
Lineage: Eukaryota; Fungi; Ascomycota; Dothideomycetes; Mycosphaerellales; Mycosphaerellaceae
Exons: 1
Coding region: 79-888 (269 amino acids)
Biological process (GO): sterol biosynthetic process
Cellular component (GO): endoplasmic reticulum
Source: RefSeq, a predicted model, not a curated record
CAAACUCCUGCCAGCGACAGCAGACACCCGAGUUUUGACUGGAGCAGGGUGACUCUACCAAGAGACGCGUUUCAGAAAAUGGCAGACGGACGGGUGAGGAGAAGUACAGCACCGCAGCUGCAUAAAAGCCACAGCUUGCGUAAAGGUUUCAAAGGAUACUUCCUACCACUUCUUGGACAAGUCGUUGCACUUUUCAGCGUCGGUGUAUUGUAUGGUCUCCUCAUCUCACAUCUCCACGAUCGCCAACGAAUCGCACCUGUAGCUGUCAACCUGGACCGCUCAAGAUGGAGCUACUUGGCGACCUGGGGCAUUAUGGGCGUACUACUGGGCCAAGCUCUGCCGUACGCCGACAAAUUGUUCUGGUCCGACUCUGAAUCAGCAUUAGAUGACGAAGAGGAGACGGAAGAGGAGGCUGAAAGACGUGAGCUGCGGAAAGCUCGAGGAGCAGAUGGCUGGUUAGACGUGGUGAGGAGUAUUGGUGCAUUUGUGGGGAUCGCAUUCGCUAUCCGGAAAUUGCCAUGGCAGAGCACACUACAGCUCUCACUGACUCUGGCACUCGCAAAUCCCGCUGUCUGGUAUCUGAUUGACAGGUCCUCAUCUGGUUUUGUCCUCUCUACACUGGUUGCACUAGGCGGCACUGCCGUCCUACUCAGCGUAAAUCCGUCUUUGAUACCACAACCGUCACCAGUGGAAGUAAUACAGGAACAUGUAGCACGAACCGGUGGCGUCCUCAACGGCACCAUAGAAGCAUUGAAAGGCGAGGGAUAUGUUCUGGGCAUUUUCACGCAGGAAAGCGUCGGCGUAGCAACCUGGAUUGCGAGCGUAUUAUUUGUAAGCUCCGUAUGUUUUGGAAACAUUGGAAGGAGAUUGAGUCCGGAGCGGCUCUAGAGCGCUCUCGAGUAGCAACUAGUUGAGUCUACAAGAUGCUCACGCAGAGCAUUCGACUAGUCGACCCAGCCUGCAGGUAAACAUUGGUGUGCCUUGCAUGUCCUCUGAAAAGCACCAGAACCAACCAGGCCAAGUCACAAGUCACAACCCUAAUUCUAAGACCCUUCAACUUC